AUCGUCCAAUACAGAAACGCAGCAAAAUAAUUAUAAAAUAUAUAUUUUUUUAAUGACAAUAAACUACAAAAUCACUAUCACUACAUAUUGUAAAACAAAUUCGCUGCCGCAGGAUGCUUAGACGGAUUUUGAUCAAAUUAUCAGUAAUGUUUUCGAAAUUACGCAUAUUUGGUUUGGAGAACUGCGACCUGCCGACCAUGGUGGAUAACUGUUCAAUUCUACUUCGAGGCCUUGCUCUAAACGUGGAUCCUACCUACGAUAAGAAAAUUCCCAAGAUCUUCUAUGUUUCGACAAUCGUCAUAAUCCUGUGCUACUUAUACGUGUGCGUGUUCUCCAUGAUUUGGUUUGUGUUCUGGAGGUGCGUGGAAACUGGAGACAUCAUCAAUGCAAUGGACAUCUUUGCUCUCGGCGUCUGCAGCGAAAUUAGCACUGUGAAGUUCGUUUAUGUGUACGUUUAUCAGUAA
This is a messenger RNA of Plodia interpunctella (Indianmeal moth), 464 nucleotides long. RefSeq lists its product as uncharacterized. The record is from RefSeq and is a predicted model, not a curated record. Lineage: Eukaryota; Metazoa; Arthropoda; Insecta; Lepidoptera; Pyralidae. The transcript is spliced from 3 exons. Bases 114 to 464 code for a protein of 116 amino acids.